Nothoprocta perdicaria is the source of this 1118-nucleotide messenger RNA. It is a transcript of the gene GATAD1, whose product is annotated as GATA zinc finger domain containing 1. The coding region runs from base 1 to 663 and encodes 220 amino acids. NCBI's taxonomy places the organism in Eukaryota, Metazoa, Chordata, Aves, Tinamiformes, Tinamidae. Gene Ontology annotation, biological process: chromatin organization. The transcript has 5 exons. The record is from RefSeq and is a predicted model, not a curated record. Gene Ontology annotation, cellular component: nucleus.
AUGUCCCACAGGUCCAAACCCAGCAGCUCAGCAGAGCUGGCGAGAGGGCCCGAACGGGUGAACGAGGGGCUGCAAGGACUCRCGCCGCCUCUCUGCCCGCAGAGCAAGCAGGAGAUCCACCGGCGCUCGGCGCGGCUGCGCAACACCAAGUACAAGUCGGCGCCCGCCGCCGAGAAGAAGGUCUCCACCAAGGGCAAGGGCAGGCGGCACAUCUUUAAGCUGAAAAACCCCAUCAAGGCGCCCGAGUCCGUGUCCACCAUCAUCACGGCAGAGUCCAUCUUCUACAAGGGCGUGUACUACCAAAUCGGAGACGUGGUCUCGGUGGUGGACGAGCAGGACGGCAGAACAUACUAUGCCCAGAUCCGGGGCUUCAUUCAGGACCAGUACUGCGAGAAGAGCGCGGCGCUGACCUGGCUCAUUCCCACGCAGGCCAGCCCCAAGGACGGCUUUGAUGCUGCCUCCUACAUCAUAGGACCAGAAGAAGAUCUCCCAAGGAAAAUGGAAUAUUUAGAAUUUGUUUGUCACGCACCUUCAGAGUAUUUCAAGUCUCGAUCAUCUCCCUUCCCUACAGUUCCUACAAGGCCAGAGAAAGGCUACAUAUGGACUCAUGUGGGACCUACUCCAGCAAUCUCCAUUAAAGAAACUGUUACCAAUAAUUUAUAGGGUUUUUUUUAARGAAUUGGACCUGGACCUACGCUGGGUGUAUUCUCAGGUCUGCAACUCCAUACAAGAAGUUAAAAAUGUAGGAUAUUCAGGUUACUUCAUGGAUUGUGGUCCUUGUUUUAAGUUUCAUAUGAUCUUUAAAAUGAAAGUUCUCUUKUUAUUUGUUGUGUCUUUUCCAUGUUCCAUUCUUCAGUCGUUUUUGCCCAGUUUGGGAAAAAAAAACCUAYAAAUUUCAUGUCUUCCAGUUCAGUGUGCACACGAAUGACUUCAAGUUGCCUUUUGUGUUUUUAUAUUCUAAUCGAUUUCCAGAAACYGAGUUACAAUCCGUACUUUGAAUCAUCCAGCACUUUAUACACCUUUUUUUUAACAUAAUUACCUGUGACUGAAAUUUCUGUUUGUUUCCUAAAAAUUACUUAAUAACCUAGGAUUGCUUUCAAAUAAACGCUUUAAGGGUC